Messenger RNA from Carlito syrichta (Philippine tarsier), 1132 nucleotides. It is a transcript of the gene CDK2AP1, whose product is annotated as cyclin dependent kinase 2 associated protein 1. Gene Ontology annotation, cellular component: cytoplasm; nucleus. The coding region runs from base 137 to 400 and encodes 87 amino acids. Lineage: Eukaryota; Metazoa; Chordata; Mammalia; Primates; Tarsiidae. The record is from RefSeq and is a predicted model, not a curated record. The transcript is spliced from 4 exons.
GGCACCAGCUGUCCAUCCCCGGGGCCAAGUCUGCGGAGCCCGCUGUGUGCGUGAGAGAGACCGGUGGCUCUGGGGGCGGCAGGCGGGCAGCUGCCGAGGAGGACUAGCUGGGAGCGUCCACUCGCCUUCUACCAGUAUGGCGACGUCCUCGCAGUACCGCCAGCUGCUGAGUGACUACGGGCCACCAUCUCUAGGCUACACCCAGGGAACUGGAAGCAGCCAGGUGCCCCAGAGCAAAUACGCGGAGCUGCUGGCCAUCAUCGAAGAACUGGGAAAGGAGAUCAGACCCACGUACGCCGGCAGCAAGAGCGCCAUGGAGAGGCUAAAACGUGGCAUCAUUCACGCUAGAGGACUGGUUCGGGAGUGCUUGGCAGAAACGGAACGGAAUGCCAGAUCCUAGCGGCUGUAGUUUUGAAGGUUCUUUCUUUCUACAAGAUGAGAAGUUACAAUUCAUCUCCCCUGUUCAGAUGAAACUCUUGUUUUCAAGAUGGUAACAGUUUGGUUUUUCUCUCAUGGUUCACUUGGCUCCGAACCUACAGUCUCAAAGAUUGAGAAAAGAUUUUGCAGUUAAUUGGGAUUUGCAUUUUAAGUAGUUAGGAACUACCCAGGUUUUUUUUUUUAAGCAUUGAUUUAAGAGAUGCACGAAGCGAUCUUAUAGCAAACUGUAGUUUGCCUCCAAGACACCAGUGUCUCCCUUUAAUCUUUUCUUUUGAGCACACUUAUGUUACCCACGUUGUUCUUUGUUCCUCUUCAUAAGCUAAUACAGCUCUAGGGGUUUUGUUUUUAAUGCAUACUGACAGCACGCUUUACUUAGUAGCCGCUCCAUUUGCCAUACAAUGUAGAUUCUACCUAAUGUAACUUCUUUUUUGCUUAAGCGUUUGCAUGACUAUUAGUGCUUUGAAGUCAGUUUUUUAAAUGCACAAGUUAUAAAUACAAAAGGAAGAGCAGCCUACCAAACUUAACAAGGACCCUCGAAAACUUUCAUACUAAGACUGUGAGUAGAUUUCAGUUCUGCGUUUACUGUAAGUUGAUCAAAACAUCUGGAAGAAAAUGACUAAAACUGUUUGCAUCUUUGUAUGUAUUUAUUACUUGAUGUAAUAAAGCUUAUUUUCAUUAACAAUUUGUAUUAAAA